ACGAUAUCUUUCAGGAUUAUCUAGACCGGUUCUUGAUUAUCUACCUGGACGAUUUUUUGGUGUUUUCUAGAUCACAAUCAGAACAUGAGAACCACGUCAGAAUGGUGUUACAACGAUUGCGGGACCAUGGACUUUAUGCCAAGUUGGAAAAAUGCGCUUUUGAUCUACAAGAGGUAGAUUUCCUGGGAUAUCGUGUCUCGCCACUAGGGCUCACCAUGGACCCGGCAAAGGUUGCAGCAGUAUUGGAAUGGCGGGCGCCAACCAACAAGAAAGAGGUGCAACGUUUCUUGGGGUUCGCGAACUACUACCGCAAGUUCAUUCCAGACUUUGCCCGCUGGUCUGAUCCAAUCACCAGCUGCAUCCGUGGGAAACAGCCCUUCCGCUGGACAGAUCAAGCAGAGAAAGGGUUCCAGCAACUAAAGAAAUUAUUCACGUCCCAGCCAAUCCUUCAGCACCCAGAUCCUGAAACCCCUUUUGUCGUGCAGGCGGACGCCUCCGAUGUGGCGAUUGGGGCUGUACUCCUACAACCAGUGGGAGAUCAUCUUCACCCU
Anolis carolinensis (green anole) is the source of this 551-nucleotide messenger RNA. RefSeq lists its product as uncharacterized. The transcript has a single exon. Lineage: Eukaryota; Metazoa; Chordata; Lepidosauria; Squamata; Anolidae. The record is from RefSeq and is a predicted model, not a curated record. The annotation marks the transcript as partial.